Molecule: messenger RNA, 2562 nt
Organism: Penicillium chermesinum
Lineage: Eukaryota; Fungi; Ascomycota; Eurotiomycetes; Eurotiales; Aspergillaceae
Product: Sin1 family protein
Exons: 3
Coding region: 1-2562 (853 amino acids)
Biological process (GO): TORC2 signaling
Cellular component (GO): plasma membrane; TORC2 complex; cytoplasm
Molecular function (GO): phosphatidylinositol-4,5-bisphosphate binding
Source: RefSeq, a predicted model, not a curated record
AUGUCUCUCCUCCACAAUGAAGACUUCACCAUCUGGCAGCUACGCUCAUCCUACCUCUCCGCAAUCAAAGACGGCAUUGGCGAUCGCCUGAUCAAUGUCAACAAUGCCGUACUCAACACUCCUGGUUUCCGUGCUGCAGGCUGGUCUGCCGUUCCGCCCAACGGUACCAACAAUGUCGCACACCCUAAGCGUUCCUACUCCCCGCCGAUCCCCACCACCGCCGCAGUCUCCUCCGAAUACUAUCGAUUAGCUGUACGUGACGCAAAUGCGGCACGGGAAGAACUCCAGGGAUUAGGCCUUGAAGAUGGCGAGGAUGAAGAGGGUGGGAUGGUCACCGGGAAAAGCAACCUCGACCUCACCUCACGACGAGCUCUCGCGCGGAGUGGGAAGAAGAAAGCUCGUCGUGACCGUCACCAGGAAGCUCAACGGCAAGCAGACGCGGAGGACGACGAUAGCAGCGAUCUAUCUGAUGAGAGUGACGACGAGAUUGAAGAAGGGCCAAGACCGAUCGAUCGUAUCAAUUUCUCCAAAAUGCCUAUUCGACGAGAUAGAGCAGACUCAUCGCCAAGGCGGUCCACAGAGCCGCAAGAACGACCAGAAGUGAUGAUCACCGCGCCGUCCACCCAGAACCUCGCAGCUCAUCAACGCACGGGAUCGCUGGAGACGCCUCCUUCUGGAAGAACCCGACGACCACGACGAGACACGACCACAAGCAGUGAAUUAUCGACUGAUAACGAAUUAGACUCCCAGAAUCCCCGGCCUGGUCAAGUACAAUUCACUAACCAGGACCAAAUCCUGGACCGUCCUCGAAAUCGACGUGUACGGACUGGUAGCCGGGGCGCAGAUAGCAUUGCCCUUGAAGAUCUGCAGGAGCAGGACGAAGACUCUGGUGCAGAGUCUGUGGGCUCCGCUCUGUCUUCCGAGUUCGAUGCUACUGCGGGAUCUGGCUCACUCCUGCUGGCUGGAGUGGGUAUCAACGGCAGCUUGGACUCUUCUUCACCUAUGAUGCUGAUGCAUAAGCUGCCCGCUGGGACCGGACCAGAGAAUGCGCCCCACCAUAAAUCCAAGACGACACCUACGCCCGAGCUGCAGGACCUACCUCCUCCACGACCUAUCAGUACCCUGCAACCUGUUAGCUUGCUAACGAAGCAAUUGAACUCGCGCAAGCGCGCACCAAGUAACCCAGUGGAGAAGUUCAUGGUCUUAUCGGGAUCCGGCCAAGCUGAUCCGUUGUACUUGAAGAUCUACGUCCCCUUCUCAUCCGACCCAGAGGAACCACUGGAUUUGCCCGUUGUGCGCGAGUCUAAGCUUUCAGAACAACCUGCCCCAGUUACAGUCACCGAGACGAUUGGACUUGCGCUGUGGAAAUACUCAGAAGAUUCCCGAGACCCUCCCUUGGAUCGAAAAAAGUUGACGGUCAACCGGUGGACGUUGCGUAUGGUCGAUGAUGGAGAAGUUGACUACGACUUCCCGGCAUUGGGUCGGACACUCCCCAUGGCGGACUUCACAUCCAACAACAACCAAGCUGCAAAGGCGCGCGGGCGCUCACGUGGGAAACCAUACGAUGAGUUUGCCCUGGUGGAGGCCUCGGAGGCCGAAUUCGAAGAGAACGAGCGUCUUCAUCCGCAAUACAGCCACAACCUCGGCUCCGAAGAAAGUGACCAGCCUGCCAGUCUCCCAUUGCCGGCGGCUCAACCUUCCCCGUCUAUCAAAGCUCCCACUGCACGUCCGAACCCAAUUCUUGGCCAACCGUUCUCAUCUGCGCUGAAUGACAAUACUCUAACACCUGCGGACCGACCUGUUGUCCCUGUGUCUCAUGCAACACCUCGCCUUGGUGUGAGCAAGACUCUGAAGAUCCGUUUCAUGAACCUUGAAGGCUCAGCUCAUAUUAUGACUCUCAACACUUCAACCGAUAGUUACAUUGCGGAGAUCUUAGACACGGUCUGCAAACGCUGGGGCUUGGACAAGGGAAACUACCUUCUUAAAGUGAUGGGAUCUAGUACAGUUGCCCCGCUAGACCGAACAGUCGAAGCACUCGGAAACAUUGUCGAGCUAGAUCUUGUCCGUCGGCGCUUCGGAACGGGCCCACUCGCCCUCGGUGGAUCUCCUGGCAGCUCAUCACCCAAUGCACCCUUGAUGGUGAACAACGGCGAGCAGGCGCCUGUAAAGAAGGGCAAAAAAGGCAACAGUGCGCUGCCUUCUUCGUCUCAGAAACAGGAUCUCAUUGGUGGCUAUUACCGCCGCUAUCACGUUUAUCGCAAGCAACCCAUGUCUUUUACUGCCGCAAACCACAGGAUCCUCACCUUCGAUAACGACUACAUGCAUAUUGUACCCGGAGAGAGUGGCAAGGCUGCUUCGGACACCAAGAGUCGCUCUAUCAAUUUCAACGACGUGGUGGGUUGUAAGGUCAGCCGGCGCCACCCCAAAAGUUUCCGAGUAGUUGUCCUGCGAGGCAAUGAUGCCACAGAGCAGAAGAGAUAUGACUUUGAAGCUCGCAAUGCUCUCGAAGCCGUUGAGAUCGUGGAUGAGAUCAAGAAAAACAUGGCUCAUUAUCGCAUUUGA